Blumeria graminis f. sp. triticale is the source of this 1170-nucleotide messenger RNA. NCBI's taxonomy places the organism in Eukaryota, Fungi, Ascomycota, Leotiomycetes, Helotiales, Erysiphaceae. The record is from the annotation of a GenBank genome assembly.
AUGUCUCUCUCAUCCCUCAUGCACGAUUUGACCUGCAAAAAUGGCAUUGGCAGUCCAAACGAGCUCCGUGGGCUCUCUCGCGCCAGCUCCUCUAUCAACUCAAGUCUAGAUGACAAACGUUCUACUUUUUCCAGAGCCCGCACGUACGCCAGCACUACGGCAACCAGCGUGAGCAUCGCUGGGGACAUCUCAAGCCAGCUGCACGGCGGCUAUUCACAUCCGCUCGCACGAUCAUGGCAGGCCGAGAGACAAUUGACAAAGUCCAUGCUAAUUCUGCCACUAUUCCUAACCGACAAUAAUGAUGAAGAGACCCUUAUUCCAUCCCUACCAGGUCAUUAUCGUCGUGGCAUCAAUAAAAUAGCCAACUAUCUUAGACCACUGAUCCAAAAAGGACUUCGCUCCGUCAUACUAUUUGGUGUUCCCCUUGCACCAGGCGCCAAAGAUGUCCUUGCCACCGCUGCAGAUGAUCCAACUGGUCCUGUCAUAGCUGUCAUUCAUUUACUACGCGAGUGCUUUCCCCAGCUUUUCAUAGUUGCCGACGUCUGCUUGUGCGAAUACACCUCGCAUGGCCACUGCGGGAUUCUACGUGAAGAUGGCAGCUUGAACAAUGAGUUGUCGGUCGAUAGAAUUUCUGACGUUGCCAUUGCAUAUGCUCGCGCAGGCGCUCAUUGUAUCGCGCCUUCGGAUAUGAACGAUGGGCGAAUACGGGCAAUUAAAUUAAAACUAAUAGAGGAAGGGAUCGCCCACAGAGUUGUUCUAAUGUCAUACGCUGCCAAGUUCUCUGGCUGUCUUUACGGACCGUUUCGCGAUGCUGCAGGCUCUGUACCGUCCUUUGGCGAUAGAAAGUGCUACCAGCUACCACCAGGAGGUCGUGGCUUAGCACGUCGGGCUAUUGAGAGAGAUAUUAGCGAAGGUGCCGAUAUCAUCAUGGUCAAGCCCGCAAGCCAAUACCUUGACAUCAUCAGCGACGCAAAGUACAUUGGCAAAAAUAUGCCUGUUGCGGCAUAUCAGGUUAGCGGCGAAUUCGCUAUGAUUCAUGCUGCUGCUAAGGCGGGCGUAUUCGAUUUGAAGACCAUGGCGUUUGAAGCUACGGAAGGAAUCCUAAGAGCUGGCGCAACCAUUGUAGUAAGCUACUUCACCCCUGACUUCCUUGACUGGUUGGAGUCGUAA